Eimeria necatrix is the source of this 801-nucleotide messenger RNA. RefSeq lists its product as hypothetical. The transcript has a single exon. Bases 1 to 801 code for a protein of 266 amino acids. NCBI's taxonomy places the organism in Eukaryota, Apicomplexa, Conoidasida, Eucoccidiorida, Eimeriidae. The record is from RefSeq and is a predicted model, not a curated record.
AUGUUCUCCAUCACGCUGCUGCUGCUGCUGCUGCCGCAGCAGCAGCAGCAGCAGCAGCAGCUACGAACCGCAGCUGCUGCAGCCAAGUGCUGCGCGAACCCCUUCCCGCUGCUGCUGCGGGCGCCUGUUGCAGCAGCAAAGUCCUCAGCAGCAGCAGCAGCAGCAGCAGCAGCAGCAGCAGCAAGUCGGCUCAGAGGCCUCUUCGGGCUUGCGGCUCCUCGCGCCGCUAGUCCUUCUUUCCUUUGCUGCUGCAGCAAGCUGCUGCAGCAGGCAGCAGCACGCGCUGCUGCUGCUGCUGCUGCUGUUGUCGGCGGCGUUGAUAGAUUUGCUGCUGCUGCUCGGGACGCGCAGCUGCUGUCGCCUGCUGCUGCCAGCAGCAAAGCUGCUGCUGCACUUGCUGCUGCUGCUGCUGCUGCGGGUCGCCGCCCGCUGCUGCUGCGUGCAGGCCUGCGCACUGCAGCAGCAGCAACAGCAGCAGCAGCAGCAGCAGCGCGAGGCGUUGCAGCAGCAGCAGCAGCAGCAGCAGCAGCUGGCCACCGCCUCUGCAUGCACCCCCGUGUAAAGAACUUCGCUGCUGCUGCUGCAGGCCAUCGGUGCGUGCAGCCGUUUGUUGCUGCUGCUGGAGCAGCAGCAGCAGCAGCAGCAGCAGCAGCAAACAGCAGCACAAAUGCCCUGAGGUGUACGUACGUCAGGGGCCGCCCGUCCUUACUUACUGUUGCUGCUGCUUCGCUGUGGCUUUCUGCUGCUCUUGCUGCUGCUUCUGCUGCUGAAUAUAUAGGAAAGGCCGUGCUGCUCCCCUAG